AUUCAGAAAAAAAAUAUUGAUAGUACCUAGUUGUCUUUCGUUUUUAUUAUUCUUUUCUGGUUUUUGCUGUAUUGAAGAAGCUGCUUUGAAAUCGGCUCCUUCACUUUGAUAUAGAAAUCCAGCAUCAGAGUGGCCGCUGCUGAGCUGCUGAUAUGGAGGCUGGCGGUGGAACCAGGCCUGCUGGCAUGUCGUCCCCGCCGCGCUGGACCGGCCUGCACGCCGAGUACUCGCCUCCGAGGACGGCCUCGGAGCCCGGCCAGCGCUCCGAGACGCGCCGCCCGCACCUGGUCAACUACGGCGCCUCCCGGCUCAGCACGCCCGUCAGCUUCAUCCCGCUGCCUGAGCACGGUCGGCUGGUGAUCGGUGUGCCCGACCGCACCCAGCCGCCCGACAUCAGCAUCCAGGGCUCGGGCGUGGAGCGCUCGCACGCCGUGCUGGAGACGGGUGGCCCCGGCGGCGGUGUGCUGCUGCGACCUCAGGCCGGGGUCACCACGGUGGACGGUAUCCGGUGUGCGGCGCCCGUCCAACUCACCAGCGGUUGUAUGCUGUGCUUUGGUCGCUCUCACUACUUCAAGUACAUGUGUCCCGCCGACUACCGGCCCCCAGAGUCGGCCGACGCCGAAAUGACCGGAGACUAUCUGGCCAUGGGCGGAUCACCAGCGCUGGACAACCCCGAGUACUACCACAUGGGCGAGUCUGGCGGCGGUGGCGGCCCCCCGGUGUCUCCUCGUCUCCAGCUGCCGCCGCCCAAACCACCCCGCCAGCCGGCCUCCGAGGGCCCCUUCACUGGCGAGUACCUCUACACUCGGCUGGAGCGUCCUGCGGGGCCGGCGCCGGCAGCACGCACCCUGCCGCCGCCCCGCGCCGCGCCGCCCCCGUCACCGUACGACAACGUGCCGCCGACGGCCGCGGCGGCCCGGGCGGCGGCGGCGGCGGCGGCGGCGGCGCAGGGCGGUGACCGGGAGCAGCCGUCCGUCUGCAGCACGGUGUCUCAGGACCACCCGGACUCGGCCGACGCCCUGCAGCAGCUGGAGCAGUCGCGUCUGGACGAGAUCCUACACAUGUGCGCCGAGUACGACAGUCAGAUGGCCGGCGGGCCGCUCUCCGGCCCCGCCGCCCGGCCGCCCGACUCGCCGGCAGUAGCGCAUAGAAGGAUCAAGACGAACGGCUCUCUGCCGCGGGACCGCCGGCUGGGCUCCCCGGGCGCGGACACUCCGCCGGAGCCGCGGCGCCGCUCCGCCUCCGAGGACGAGCUGAGCCCGGCGGCAGCCGCAGCAGCCGACGUCCGCAGUCCCUACGAGAACGUCAGCUUCGUCCACUACCCGCAGAGCCCCCGCACCCGGAUCCGCACCACGGUGCAGCGCGAGCGUCUGGACGGCGCCGGCCGCGAGGCGAGCCCACCGGUGUCGACGGCCGGCGCGGUGUACAUGGUUCCGCCGCCGCCGGUGCCGCUGCCGACCCCGCCGCCGCGCGCGCCGCUCCACUCCGGUGGCAUGGUGAACGGCUCGGACGGCCGCGGCCUGCAGUUUGUCAACGAGGAGUACAUGCGGGGACUGCCCCUGGACCCCAGCUUCCAGAACGAUGAUCUCGUCUUUCUACCGGCGGUGGGCGGCGGGUACGUGAACACGGGUAUGGACGAGGAGACGCGUCGCGCGGCCGCCGAACUGCAGCAUCGGCAGCGACUCGGUAACGUCUACCAGCAGCUGCCGUCGCGGCCGCCCGUCGAGUCGCCCCUCCCCGGCCUGCAGACCGACGGCCGCGCGCCCUCAGAGUCGGAGCUGCCCGGGUCGCUGUCGACUCCGGCAGAGGAGGAGGGUGGCUCUGCGCGCGUCAGCUGGAGGGAUGACGUCGAGUCGAACUCUGGGGAUGAGAUGGUCCGUCACAGUCGGUCGUUCAGCGAUACCACCGAUGAUGACCGUGAGAUGUGCCGCCGUCUGAAGGACCAGAGGCGUAUGACGUACCGGCAGCUGUCCGAACUGCGGCAACAGAAACUCGACCUCGAGCACCAGGAGUCUGAGGCCAUCCGACAGCUGGAGAUGGAGCACGCCCUGCUGGAGGGGGAGGUGGAGACCCACCAGGAGACGGUGGCUCGCCUGGAGCAGGAGGUGACUGAUCUCAGAGAGACGCUGGCCAGUCGGACCGAGGGCCGCGAGCAGACACGGCGCCGGCAGACUCAGGAGGCCGAUCAGCUGGCGGCGCGGAUUGUGGCUGCCGAGGCCGAGCUGGAGCGGCUGGAGCUACUCAGUGAAAAGUUCCGCGGCACCACCGACGAGGAGACCGAGCUGCUCGAGAAGCUCAAAUACCAACAUGAACUCGUUGAGCAGGAACGGAAGGCGCACGAGGACCAGGAGUUCCACCACAUGGAGGAUCAGGUCGGCUGGGAGACAGAGAAGGAGGAGUCGUUGCGGGUCAUCCACCAGCUGGAGCGGCGGAUCGCCAACACACGUGCUGAGAUGGAGUCUGUCCGGGAGCAGCAGCGCCGGCUGAUCGAGUCCAUCCGGUCUGACACAGAGGCCAUGGAGCGACAGCGGCGGGAGAUCGUCAAACAAAUGUGUCAGGAGCGGGACCGACUGCGGAAGACGCAGCGCCGCCUCAGCAGCCUGUCGCAGUCCGGUGUUGACGAGGCGGCCGACGACCCCGGCCUGGACGAGCCCGAACAGAACUCGGACCAGGAGGAGUUCUCCAGUAACGAGUACAUCGAGUCGCGGCUGGCGCAGCUGCACAUGCUGGGGAAGUCGCGGGACGACCUGCAGCGGAUACAGAACGUCACCGCCAGCUCACCCAUGCAGGUGGACAACCGUUCAUCAACCACACUGCGGGAGAUCGAGCGAAACCGGCACGUGCUACUGGCCAAACAAGGUACUCAGGUGAUUGAGGACGAGCGGCGGCGUGUGGAGGAACUGAAGCGACGCGUUCAGGACGAGGUGACGGCCCAGUGGGAGGAACAGAGGCGCCAGCAGCACUCUGCCCAGUCCCCGACCCCGGAGACGGCGGGGGAGCCGGCGCCGCCCACCGCGCCACGCGUCACCAACGGUCACAGCUCUCACGAGGAGGCACCUCGGAGCCCCGCGUCCGGCGACCGGUCACCGCCAAUCAGCGACGGCGGCCGCGAGCUGCAGCCAAUCAGCGAGGACGGCCAGCCGCCGCGACCAAUGAGCGGGGAGAACGGCCGCCAGCAGCGGCCAAUGAGCGGCGAGGACGGCCGCCAGCAGCCAAUGAGCGACGAGGAGGAUGAGCCGCGCUCGCCGCGGCCCGUCUCGGACGCCUCGUCCGUGUUUGACGGCGUGGAGGAGCCGCCGGUUCGGCGGCGCAGCAAAGUAUCCGUGCCGCCCCAGCAGCGGCCACUGACGCGGUACCUGCCCAUCACCAACCAGCAGUUUGAUCUGCGGCAACACAUCGAGUCAGCAGGUCACCAGCUGGAGAUGUGUCACCAAGUGGUCAUCAGCCGGCACGCCUGUCGCGGUUACCUGCACAAACUCAGCUCGCGAAUCCGCUCCUGGCAAAAGCGCUGGUUCGUCUUCGAUCGCAGCAAGAACAAGCGCACGUUCAUGUAUUACUCUGACAAGUCGGAGAGCAAGGCGCGCGGCGGCGUCUACUUCCAGGCGAUCGAGGAGGUGUACGUGGACCACCUGAAGACGAGCCGCGGCAGCGCGCCCAACACCACCUUCUGCGUCAAGACCAUGAGCCGCACCUUCUACCUGAUGGCGCCCAGCCCGGAGGCCAUGCGCAUCUGGGUAGAUGUGAUUAUGACGGGCGCCGAGGGGAACGCCGUCUUCGGGCACGGCUGACGGCGCCUGAGGGAGGGAUCUGCUGCUGGAAGGUCGGCGCGGAGUGUCAUCCCACCGUGCGGGGAAGAGGGAUGGAUCAGAGCGUGAUCUGUACUAGGGGAGACGAGUUGGAGGGUUCUACAUUCUAGGAGAUGAUGUUUGAGGGAUGUGACAUCAUGAUGAGUUGCGUGAAGGAGAUUCGGAAUUUUUGUCCACCGAUGAAGUCAGUCAGAAGCCCGCCGCGAGAGGCAAUGUGAGAGGGACUGGAAUCAACUGUUGCCCCCGCACUUAUUAUCACAGUCGCGAGCGCUGAGGCGGUGCGAUUAUCACAACGACAGCGUAUUUUGCAGCGAGUUCGGUGCUGUGUAUAGUGUCGCCGCGGCCUGCGCGCGGUGUAGUGUUGUAUGUGACACCGGUGUGCCUUAGUGUUUUGUAUACCGUUUAGUGUUGUGUCGGACGGUGUCAGGCCUCUGUCGGCCGGCGCAGGCCGUGUGUCGUGUCUCCAGUGUUGUGUCGGCCGGCGCCCGCGCGGUGCCGGCUCUGGCCAGUGUCACGUGCCGCUCGAUUGUGGCGAACGCAGUCAGCCCGUCUGUGCCUUCCUUGGCGGCUUUAUGUCCACCCCGUGUCACGCCACGCGGCUCCGGAGGCGCGGCUGGGUUGUGACGGUACACCGCGAGGCCUGAUCUGCCGCCAGUCAGUGCCUUGAGCCGGACUCUGCCAGGCUGUGCCGGUGUCCGGCCGCCCGCGGGAUGUCGGGGGUCUACUCCCGGACUCCCAGCCGUCCCGGGACCGCCGCCCGGCCGGCCCGCGGGUCAUUCUUGCCCUCGUGACUCAGGCGGCGCUGUCUGACGGCCUGGCGGUCCUGUGCUCCGCCGCCGCGUCGAGUCGGCCGCCUCUACUCACCAUCAUAUUUUUGUAUCCAAAGACGUGUCAAAUAAACUAAUACGUAAUGACGUCCGAACAAAAA
Molecule: messenger RNA, 4734 nt
Organism: Amphibalanus amphitrite
Lineage: Eukaryota; Metazoa; Arthropoda; Thecostraca; Balanomorpha; Balanidae
Product: pleckstrin homology-like domain family B member 1
Exons: 21
Coding region: 153-3788 (1211 amino acids)
Molecular function (GO): protein binding
Source: RefSeq, a predicted model, not a curated record